GAUGACGACAGCGAGCAGCAUGGUCAUUCCCGUGGUGCUGUGGGGCAAACACGCCCCCUCACAUUGUAUCUCUGCAGUGCUGAUGACAGCUGACCUGAAGAAUAUAGUGACAGGCUGUAAUGAUGGUCAGAUCUGUGUUUGGGAUGUGUCAGAAGACAGCGAGAUCUAUCCUCGGAGCAUGUUGUUUGGUCACACUGCAGCUAUUAGCUGUCUGGCAAGGGGAAGUAACCGGCCGGAUAAACCCUACAUUGUCAGUGCUUCAGAGAAUGGGGAAAUGAACCUCUGGGACAUCAGUGAUGGAAGGUGUAUUGAGAGUGUGAAGCUUGGCCUUGUGCACACUGAUAUUCAGGCUUACCAGUUUCAACAUGCCCGUGAUCUGCGACUCGUGUGUAACGGCUAUUACCCCGAAAUCCAUGUCAUGGACACGUUCACGUUCGACAUCUUGUUUUCCCUGCAAUCUAAAGUUUCCCCAGACUGGAUCAGUGCUUGCUGCAUCUUAAGGCCUGUGAAGCGAGAAGAGGAUGUUGUGGUUGCUAUAUCAAACUCUGGAGCAGUCAAGGUGUGGACCUUGGUGGGAAAUGAAUCCUCACUACGGACCAAGUUUGUAUAUGAGGAUGAGUCCAAGCAGAUCCGCUGUCUGAACGCCCAGACGCUGACACACUGUCCCUACAACCAGAGGACAGUCCUUAUUGUCUGCUCCAAGUACUGGCAGAUUUACGAUGCCAGCGACUUCACACUGCUUUGCUCGGAGUCCAACCGCUGUGGUCAGAGGUGGGCUGGAGGCGAUUUUAUCAGCGUGGAUCGAGUUAUAGUUUGGAGCACAGACGGGCGAGGCUAUCUUUACAAACUGCCCACAAAUGGGACAUCUAAGCCAAAAUUUGCCACGGCAGGGAGCACGGAGUACCAUCAUCACAACCCAUUAACCAGCGCUCCCCAUGCUUAUUAUGUCCUGGAUGUCUACACAGAAAAGCCCCUAGAGUGCACGCCUGCCAUGACAUACCACCUGGGUACCAGAGAUAACCACACCCGUCUGUUGUUACGCGGAGACUCAGCCGGCCAGAUCGUCAUGUGGAAGCUGCCAGAGGUCUCGGAGAGGCAGAUGAAGCUCGUGAGACAGGAGAGCUUUGACAGGCUGCCAGUCUUAAAACCAAAAGGACAGGCUAUGUUACAGACAAUCUGGAAGAAUGUCCAUCAACAACAGCCACCUGCUGGCAUCAUUGACAAACUGUGUGACGUGAAUGGGAAGUCACUGGAGGUCACUGCCACUAUCUACAUCCCUAUUCAGGGGAAGUUAGUAUGUGGGAGGGAGGAUGGCACUAUCAUAGUCGCCCCGGCCACACAGUGCAUCAUAUACCAGCUUCUGGACAAGAAAGAUCUGCGACCAGAGGAUAUUUCAAUUAUGACAUUAAACGGACACGAUGGCAAGGUCACCUGUCUGUUGUACCCGUUCAACGAAAGCACGCGUUACGAGCCUCAUCACAUGGUUUCUGGAGGCGUGGACUUCUCAGUCUGUUUAUGGGACAUCUACACAGGAACGAAGCUCUACACAUUCUGUGUGCAUGGAGGGGAGAUAACCCAGCUUCUUGUCCCACCCAACAAUUGCAAUACGCGGAUUCUGAGCUGUAUUGGAUCAGUGGCAAGUGACCAUUCUGUAACUCUUCUGAGUUUAAAGGAAAGAAAGUGCAUAUUGUUAGCAGGGCGCCAUCUGUUUCCUGUCAGAACAAUAAAGUGGAGACCACUGGAUGACUUCAUGGUUGUGGGCUGUACUGAUGGCACUGUGUAUGUCUGGCAAAUGGAAACAGGCCACCUGGACAGAGUUGUUCAUGGGAUCACUGCGGAGGAGAUCCUUAACAACUGUGACGAGAACGCUCAACCCAUGGAGAAUCUAACAAAUCCCACCAUCAGCCUGACGCAAGCGCUUAAACGCCGCAACUUCGCCACGUUCCAGAACCUGGCCAAACAGAAGCUUCAUGCGCAGCAAGCUGCCUCACAACAACAACAUGGGCCUAAGUCUGAGCUGGUCAAGCCACAAGCGUAUCCCAUGUUUGUACAGGGUGUCCGAACAAACACCAAAAAUCCUGAUGCUCACGUUGUCUUCUUUGAUACAGAGGCGCUUAUAGUGCAGCUGUUGAGUGAAGAGUACGCCCUCAUGUCCCCGGGGGAGUUAGAAGCCUUAGGGAUCCUGCCGGUACAAGGAGAGAGACAGGCCACUUCCGCUAGCACAGAUACCAUGGAUACACAAGCCAAAUUAGCAGGAUUCAUCACCAAGGUCAAGGACAAAGCAGAAAACGUAGGACAAAAGAUCCAGGCCAAGAUUGAGGCAUCUGAUUUAAUGCCUGGUGUCAGUGAGCUGGGUGUCCAGCAAGGCUCUGGUGAAGUUAAGACAUGUCCAGAGAACGAGAACAGCCCGGCCCCUCAGCGACCCUCCACCAUGAUGGUACCGGCGUUCUCCCUCACCAUGGAGAUCGCUCAGCUGCUCAUGUCGUGUUUACAUGCCUGGGGGCUGGACCCAGACCUUGAUAAACUGUGUAUAGGAAAGCUAGGCCUAGUCAAGCCAAAAUGUCCCAUUUCAUUUGGGCUGCUUUCUCGCCAGGGGCAUAUGUCCCUAAUGCUACCUGGCUGGCACAAACGCCUCUGCAAAGAAGAGUUUGCUGCAUCCAUGCCAAAACAGGUCACUGCGGCGCCCCCUGGUGGAAAAAUGACCCUAAUUCAACAAACUCGUAAAGGUUCCCUGGGAAAUAUUGAGCCAAUGACUCUGUCCACUCUGUCGUCCGGGAAGCGAAGCAUGGAUAUGUCGGCGGAGGCACAGGAGCCCGGUAAACAGCCUCGCCGUGGGAGUCUGCAAGGGGGGAUAACUUCUCCGCAGUCGGCCAAGGCUUUCCAGCCUUAUGAGAGAAGACAGUCCUUCCAGGAAGUGAUGAAGAUAUUCUCCACCAAAAGUCGCUGGCAGAUCUCGACGGCGGUAACGACCCAGCAUCUCCUGAGUGUGAUUUCUGUGGCUAACACCUUGAUGACUAUGAACCACGCCUCUUUCAUUGACAGCUGGAGAUUGGUGAAGAAAUACAUUGGUCAGAAAGUUAGCUCCUCACAUGGCAUGAUGGUGAAAGAGAUUCCAGACAAUACGCUUACUGAUGACAGUGAUGGGCUGGCCAUCCAGCAAGCUCAGAUCAAACAGGGCUGGAGUCUGCUGGCAGCGUUACACUGUGUACUGUUACCAGAGCUGGUGGGGGCGAGCCAUUAUCAAGGUCCUCAGUUAGAGAUGUUAGCUCGUCGCUGGCAGGAUAGGUGUCUAGAGAUUCGUGAGGCUGCGCAGGCAUUGCUCCUGGCUGAGCUGCGUCGGAUUGGUCCUGAAGGGCGAAAGGCCGUGGUAGAUGAGUGGUCACCCUCCCUGCCUACCUAUGUUGCUAAGCAUCUGAGUCUGUUUGGGGACCCUCCAGGGCACAGGGGAGAGCAGGAUGAUGAGGAGAUCGAUGAGGAGGAUGAUAAUGUGCUGGGAGCGGAGUCCCCCGUUCAUCGUGUUUCACAGUCGUACGAGAGUCGUCGUCGUCAAGCCACGGCCAUCGUAAUGCUGGGGGUGGUCGGGGCAGAGUUCGGCCACGAGAUAGAACCCAGCAAGAGGAAGGUGGAAGAGAGCAAGAAAAAGAAGGCAGUGCAGGAUGGAUUUGGAUUGGCCAAUUACUCCCUUGCUAGACACACAAGUAAAGCACUGACAUUCCUGUUGCUGGAGUCACCGUCACGGCGUCUCCCGGCCUACACGCCCAUCCGCAGGGCUGCCAUCGACCUCCUGGGGCGGGGGUUCACAGUAUGGGAGCCUUACCUGGACGUCUCGGCUGUCUUACUGGGACUUUUGGAGCUCUGUGUCAACGCUGACCGAUUGGUGCCCAGCAUGACGUAUGGGUUACCCCUGAGCCCUGCUGCAGACUCGUGCCGUACAGCCAGACAUGCCUUGUCCCUCAUUGCCACAGCCAGACCCCCAGCAUUCAUCAUCACCAUGGCAAAGGAAGUCGCGCGUCACAACGCCCUCGCCCAGAACGCGCAGACCCAGCACAUUAACCUUCACGCCUCCGUGUUGGUCCGCGCUAAGCAGGAAAUCCUGAGAGUGGUUGAGUUAUUGGUGGACAAAAUGCCAAAUGACGUCGCCGAUCUUCUAGUUGAGACCAUGGACAUAAUUGUACACUGCUUAGACAUAGGACAGCUACGAGUGAAAGGUUUACAUGAACUUUUCCCUUCAAUCUGCAGGUUUAGUGUGGUAGCAUACUGUAGCAGCAGUCGACGCAUCUGUGUGGGGGCGAGGAAUGGAGGCGUGGCCUUCUACGAGCUCAAGCAACAUUCCAAAUGUCAGGUGAUUCCAGCCCAUAAAGGUGCAGUCAUUGCUGUCAGCUUCUCACCGGAUGGCAAGUACCUGGCGUCCUACUCCCAUGUGGACAGUAAGCUCAAGUUUUGGCAGACAGGCUCCUCUUCAUUGUUCGGUAUUGGUUCUCAGCAGACGAAAUGUGUAAAAACCUCCAACACUCCUCCGCUGACUGUGAACCCGCUGACAAACCUGCUGAAAAUGGUGCGCCUUGUGUGGGUGGAUAACCGCACCAUGGUGCUGCUGACCGUGGACGGCAAGGAGACAAAGUACUCUGUUUAACCAUGGUAACAGACACAUUCCCAUGGUAACUGACGUGUAGCCAGGGAAACUGCUUAUGUCCCACAUAACAUGCAGGAGUGAGUGUAACUGAGGGGUAACCAGGGUAAUGGACUUGUUAGUUUAGUAACUAACAGGAGCUGAGGUAAUUGUCUUCUUACCAUGUUGACUGACAAAUAACCAAGGUAACUGAUUGGUUACCAUGUAAACUUACAUGUUAAAAGUUCAAUUAAUUAAUUUAAUUUUAAUUAAGACCAUCUCCUACGGUGAACCUUUGCGCUUAACAUUGCUGUAACCUACAUGUAGAGGUCAGAAACGCCCUGCCUUUCUUGAGGAUAAAGUGGCACUUGCGUUUUUGAAUGGCAAUUAGUAUUAGGUCAACUUAUACAGUGCGAAAGCGUUCAGUAAGUCACUAAGUAGAUGACAUAUUGGGUGGAAAAGUUGUGGUUGUUUUGCUAGGAUGGUGCUUUAUUUGUCAUUUGAAAAGACAUUGUGGUUAAAGUACUGCAUGUGCUAAAUGUAUGGAGGCUCAUUUUAGCUGUUGAGAGAAGGUACCUGUAAAACUCACAGCAUUAUGAGACAUUGC
Messenger RNA from Liolophura sinensis, 5216 nucleotides. Its product is annotated as WD repeat-containing protein 7-like. Gene Ontology annotation, molecular function: protein binding. Lineage: Eukaryota; Metazoa; Mollusca; Polyplacophora; Chitonida; Chitonidae. Gene Ontology annotation, cellular component: cytoplasm. The coding region runs from base 2 to 4633 and encodes 1543 amino acids. The record is from RefSeq and is a predicted model, not a curated record. The transcript has 26 exons.